AUGUCCCAACCCGAUCCAACGGGCGGUCCCUCGCCCAGCAGCGGCCGUCAAGACCACCUCCCCUCGCAACCAAGCGGCCUCCGCCAAAGCCACACGCCUUCCACGACCCCCUCGCCCGCUGACGAACACCCUCCCCACCUCGACGGUGCCGAAUCAGCCUCGCACGCCGAGCAGCUCGCCCGCAUCGCCGGCCGAUCCAUGCCCAUCCUCCCCAGCGAGACGUCAUCGCUCCUCGAGCAACUCAACGGCGGGCCGAGCAGAGGUUCCCGUCAUGGAACGUUCUCCCCCGGUGGGCUGAGCACGAGGACGGGGACCGACUUGGCUUCGACGUCGGAGUAUGAGUCGGAUUGUCAGGGCAUACCCGGGGAUUCGUCGACGGCGAGGGGGAAGAGUUGGAGGUCGAGGAUUUCUAAGAGGAUGAAGAGUAAGAAGAUUCGGAGGUCGAAGCAAUUGGCGAGGGAGGCUGGUGUUGAAGCCAACAUGAUCAUGUACUUUUCGUACUAUAUCCCCUGCCUCGCAUGGCUUCGAGAGUACAAAUGGUCCUACAUGACGGGCGACCUGAUUUCCGCCCUGACCGUCGCCUCCUUCUACCUCCCUAUGGUCCUUUCUCUCGCUGAUAACCUUGCCCACGUGCCACCCAUCCACGGCCUCUACAGCUUCUUUUUCAACCCCCUCAUCUACGCCAUCUUUGGCAGUUCGCCUGCUCUCAUGGUCGGACCCGACGCCACGGUUUCCCUGCUUGUCGGUACCAUCGUGAAGAGGUCCGGCGAGGAGAACGACGACGCUCUGCAGGCUCAGGUGUGCGGCAUCAUCGCCGGCAUCGCUGGUGCGACUCUGCUAGCCGCCGGUCUUGUUCGUAUCGGGUUCCUAGAUAGCGUUCUUAGCCGACCGUUCUUGCGAGGGUUCAUCUCCGCUAUUGGUUUCGUUAUUAUCGUUGAUCAGCUUCUUCCCCAGAUGGGCCUCACCGAGGCCGCGAAGAAGGCUGGCGUUAGCCAUGGUAGUAGUGUCGAGAAGUUGACGUUUUUGAUUCGCAAUUGGCGUCAGGCGCAUACGUUGACGUUUGCCAUUUCGGCGACUAGUUUUGUCGUCAUCAUGGUCUGCCGACAAAUCAAGCACAAGCUUCAGCCGCGAUACCCCUCCGUAGCUUACGUCCCCGACCGCUUCGUAAUUGUCGUCCUCGCCUCCAUCCUCUGCUGGAGACUCGACUGGGACCACAAAGGUGUGGCCAUUAUCGGCGCCAUCAAAUCCGCCUCCGGCAGUCUCUUCACCUUCCGCUGGCCCUUCGUUCCCACCAACAUGAAGCACAUCCGCGAGGCCAUGAGCACCUCCUUCCUCAUCGCUCUCCUCGGCUUCUUCGAGUCCAACGUCGCCGUUAAGAACCUCGGAAGGUCCGUCAGCUUCCCCGCCAUGCAGCUCAGCGCCAACCGCGAGCUCGUGGCAUUGGGCGUGGCGAAUCUCGUUGGUGGUUGCUUCAUGGCUCUGCCGGCCUUUGGAGGCUACGGGAAGAGUAAGGUUAAGUUGGCGACAGGUGGGAAGAGUCCGAUGAGUUGUGUGUUUUUGAGCUUGAUUGCUUUGUGCACGAUUCUCUUCUUGUUGCCUUACAUGUACUAUCUUCCGAAACCCACACUCUCUGCUAUGAUCUCUGUCGUCGCCGUUUCCCUCAUCGAGGAAGCCCCCCACGACGUCGCCUUCUUCCUCCGCAUCCGCGGCUGGCGCGAGCUCGGCCUCAUGACCAUCAUCUUCCUCGCCACAAUAUUCUACUCCCUCGCCUUCGGUAUCGCCAUCGGAAUAGGCCUCUCCGUCCUCCAGGUCAUCCGCCACGCGACCCGCCCCCGCAUCCAGAUUCUCGGCCGCAUGCCGGGAACACGCCGAUUCGAGAACGCCGAGACGCACGCUGACCGCGUCGAGCUCAUUGACGGCUGCCUCAUCGUCAAGAUCCCCGAGCCGCUGACUUUCGCCAACACGGGCGAGCUCAAGACACGUCUGCGUCGCUUGGAGUUUUAUGGUACGAGCCAGGCUCAUCCGGCGCUGCCUCGUCUGAGGCGCGAGGAGUCGAAUAAGAACAUCAUCUUUGAUAUUCACGGCGUUACGUCUAUGGACGGGUCCGGGACGCAGGUGCUCGAGGACAUCGUGCGGUCGUACAGGGAGAAGAAUGCGCGGGUGUUCUUUAGCAGGGGGCCCAAGGAUCCUAAGCACCCUGUUAGGAAGCUCAUCGAGAGGUCGGGUAUCAUGGAUUUGAUCGGCGGUGAGGGUCACUACGUUGAUGAUGUGCACGAGGCGUUGAAGAUGACGGAGUUGGAGGAGAGUGUUGAGGGUGUUGUGGCGGCUGAGAGGAGGAGGAUUGGGGAUGAUAGGUCGCCUUUGUUGCAUCAAUGA
This is a messenger RNA of Scedosporium apiospermum, 2376 nucleotides long. RefSeq names its product Sulfate transporter. Gene Ontology annotation, biological process: transmembrane transport. Gene Ontology annotation, molecular function: sulfate transmembrane transporter activity. Lineage: Eukaryota; Fungi; Ascomycota; Sordariomycetes; Microascales; Microascaceae. The record is from RefSeq and is a predicted model, not a curated record. The transcript has 4 exons. The coding region runs from base 1 to 2376 and encodes 791 amino acids. Gene Ontology annotation, cellular component: membrane.